Molecule: messenger RNA, 801 nt
Organism: Fulvia fulva
Lineage: Eukaryota; Fungi; Ascomycota; Dothideomycetes; Mycosphaerellales; Mycosphaerellaceae
Exons: 1
Coding region: 1-801 (266 amino acids)
Molecular function (GO): protein binding
Source: RefSeq, a predicted model, not a curated record
AUGGCAAAGCGCAAGCGACCACGCGAUAAGGCCGGAAGAUUCAUCUCAGACUCCAACACCACACCAGAGCCACCCAUCGAGCCACCACUACACGCCACCACACGCACCUUCAACAUCUACGAGCUCCUCGUAAUGAUCCUCCUCCGCCUCCCCACCAAGGACCUCCUCCUCUCCCAACGAGUCUGCCGUGCCUGGCGCAACGCCUGCGAGACUUCCGUCCAAAUCCGCCGCGCCCUCUUCCUCGAGCCGGCCUCAUGCGGGAAUAUCUCCUACAUCGACUGGCGGCUCGACGACCGCGGUUACUACAACACCAACGUCUGCAACCUUGGCCUCGGCGAGCACCUCCGCGGUCCUGACAAGACCUCGCCACCACAGCGCUAUCCAGCUCACUGGGGCAAGACCCGCACGGACGCAGGCGAUUACCGCAUCUUCGUCAAUCCUCUCCUGACUUCCCUCUUUCCGGUUCUAUCGGAGACGGGGAUCUAUUUCGAGGAGACUCUGGAGGACCUCCCGGCGACCGUCAACAGGUCUGAAGCAAGCUGGAAGGGCAUGACGUUCACGCAGCCGCCGAUUAAUUGCAUGUCUCUAGAAUGGGAUAGUGAGGACGCGGAGGGUGAUUGGUCGGUUCAGGCUUUCGUCAAAGCGGUGGGAAGUAAGGGAAUUUGCAUGGCUGGGCUUUUCGAUCGGCUGAUGGGGAUUGGGAGGCCGGCUUGGAUUCAGGGGAGGGAUAUGUGGGAGGCGUGGCGGGGUGUGGAGGAUCUUGAGAAGAUCUGUGUUGCGAUCAAAGGGGAGGAGGUGUGA